Messenger RNA from Corticium candelabrum, 1646 nucleotides. RefSeq names its product G-protein coupled receptor GRL101-like. Gene Ontology annotation, molecular function: G protein-coupled peptide receptor activity. The record is from RefSeq and is a predicted model, not a curated record. The transcript is spliced from 3 exons. The coding region runs from base 89 to 1453 and encodes 454 amino acids. Lineage: Eukaryota; Metazoa; Porifera; Homoscleromorpha; Homosclerophorida; Plakinidae. Gene Ontology annotation, biological process: hormone-mediated signaling pathway; activation of adenylate cyclase activity; adenylate cyclase-activating G protein-coupled receptor signaling pathway. Gene Ontology annotation, cellular component: plasma membrane.
CUAUCUUGGUGGUCUGGAAGUUCGAGGCUGAAGCGACCGCGUGCUAUUUGUUUCGGACAUUGGUAUCUUGUAGUUGUCUCAAUUGACCAUGAUAGAAGAUAGUGGGCGUGCCUCUAUUGUUGGUGACGAAACUGUCAUUCACACACUAGACGACACAGAAUACAAUUACGAUUACUACGAGCCUUCCAAAGACGUUUUGUCCAGCCAUCCUUUCCAUGGAGUCAUUUGGAUGUUACUUUCACUUGGAAUUAUUGGCAACAUAUUGGUAGUGGUGUGGAGACUUACACAGAUAAGAGGUCAGAGAUCGUCUCCUCUCUCAAUCCUCAUCAUCAUGCUUGCAGUUUCAGACUUGGUAUAUUGUGUUCACUUGAUUCUUCUCGAGAGUUUGGUUGUUGAUGCAACCAGCUCAGUUGACGUACGCCAGUAUUCGAUUUCGAUAGACAGGGCUCCUAAUAAGGUGUGCACUGUAAGUUUCUGGCUGUCUUGGUUUUCUGUCUCCACAGCUCAGUGGGCAACUUUCAAUAUUGCAGUUUACUCGUUUCAAGCAAUAACCAAAUGUUGUCCUGGUAGUUGCUGUUCACUACAUCGCAAGAAUAAUCUAGUCGUCACAAUCGUUUGCCAAGUUUUGUUUAUAAUUGCCUGUAUUGGGGUGUCCUAUUUUUUUGACGGCACGUUAAUUUAUACAUUGUAUGACAGACCUCUUGUUUCAGACAGUUCUUAUGACACAUAUUCUAGUAGUUACUCAGGACCUGAACAAAUUGUUGAAAUUUUUGAAUACUGUCUUUGGCCAUAUCCAAACGAAUUUUCGUUUUGCGUCAAUGGAACUGAUUCACAAAGACAUGGCAACCAUCCUACAAUCACGAAUGAAAAUCACUGCAGAAAUCACCACAUUAAUGAUCAUGAUAACUUUUCUUUUGUGAGAGAAUUCACGGUGUGUCUAAAUACUAUUCUUAUAUUGUCAUGUGCUGUUCUUCUUCUUUUGGUGUGCCUAAAGCGACCUAAAGCAGUUUCUCAAGCAAACAUAACACAAAGUGACAUGCAAUGGCGUUUGAAUGGAAUUGUUUUCUUACACACUCUCUGUUGUAUUCCUGUGACUGUAAUGCAGUGGAUGGAAUUUGCUGACUCUAGGAUUUCUUGGGCGAACAAUUUGAAUGCGGCGAGUGUUUUGCUCAUCUCAAUCAGUCCAGCAGUUAAUCCUCUCAUAUACACUCUAACAGGAAAAAACUGUUUACAUUUAAUAUGCAAGUGUUGGAGAUGCGGCAUAUCUGUGAGACAAACCAGUUCCAACUACCGUGACGAUCACAGUAGAGGAGUUGAAUGUUGCAGCUGUACUCCAGGUGUCAGAUGUGUUCACCAAGAUGAUGAUUAUUGCAAUACUGAAGAAACUUGCGCUGGGAAUUCUGAUCAGAGCAGACUCCUGCCGACUCCCAAUGAUUCAAGUGAAACUAUCUAGCAAAUAUUUGCCGUCGGAUAGAGCAACCGUUACAACAGCUAGACUAACUGUAUGCAUGUCAUUGCGUGUAGUCGUAUUUUGCAAGCUUUGCUGAUUAGAUUGACAAUGUGUCCAUGCUCUGUGAGAAUGUUUGAACACAAGCAUGACUUUUAAUUAUCGGUAUUCAUAUGGUAUGUACAAUAUGUUAGCACAC